Messenger RNA from Loa loa (African eye worm), 336 nucleotides. RefSeq lists its product as hypothetical. The annotation marks the transcript as partial. The transcript is spliced from 2 exons. Lineage: Eukaryota; Metazoa; Nematoda; Chromadorea; Rhabditida; Onchocercidae. The record is from RefSeq and is a predicted model, not a curated record.
AUGGUUCCAUUAUCAAAGCCAAAACGAUUACAAGAAAUUAUCUUACCACCAUAUAUCAAUCGAGGAGAGCAACGAAUUCGUCGUGAAAAAAAGAAAAAUAUUUUAUCAGUACCAUUUUUGGAUGUAGAACUUCGUUAUUGGUAUCGAGUUGGAUAUAGACAACGUGGUAUACAUAGUCGGCCUUACACGUACGUAGUGAUCACGUUAGAAUCAUUAUUAGUUUUAUUAGCAUUCCUGCUUCUUUCAUUAAUCCUUCGUAUUAUUAAUACUUCACCUGAUGCACCAAUUAAUAUGCUUAUUGCGCAGCGCAAUUAUUUUUUAACAGUACAAAAUUCG